CAGGAUUCAGGGGAGAUGGGGAGGACUUCUGCCAUUAGCGUGUACUAGUGGCUGUGUUAGCUCUGUCAUUAAGUUAACCUAGUUGACUAGGCUUAUUCUAACCUGCAGCACGAAUACAAACAGUAAAGAGCUGACAUUUUCUCAACGAUACAGAGGUAUAAGGCAGCAAGUGGACUAACAUUUCGCUCGGGAGAAUAUCGACCGAGAUGUGUAACGACCUGGACUUGAUAUCAGGAAUCUACCUGGCUGCUAGUGUGUUGACUGACAGCUGGCACCUGGCUGCUUAGCUAGCUGACUAGCUAGCUAGGUGAGCUGACGGGGUUUUUCGGGCUCAUAGUCCGGCUCAUAGUGUAGCUAGUACUGAUUUUGGUAUAGAGUGGAAAGCGGCUUCUCUGCAUUAUUUGACUCCGCCUGCUGUUCAAACCAUGAGUUAGCUGAACAGCAUCAGGCAGCAGUGUUCGGGAUAUUUUAAGGUCCAGCUAGUUUCUCUAGCUUUUAGCUUGAAGCCAGCUAGCAGCAUUCAUUCAGCUGUUGAAGCGUUAACGCCAGCACCUCAGCGACUGACUCUGUCCAACUACUAUCGUUGUCGCGACAUUUAUACAUUUUUGGACUCGGUCCUGCUUUGGGCAGUGUCAAGGGAAAAUGAAGAAAUUUUUUGAUUCCCGUCGGGAGUUUGGGGGCUCCGGGCCUGGUCCUGGAGCCGGUGGAGGAGGCGCUGGUUCCGGCGGCGGAGGCAGCUUCAUCGGACGAGUCUUCAGCAUUGGAAGAUAUCAAGUAACCGUGGAGGAAACAAUCGCUGAAGGAGGUUUUGCCAUAGUCUUUUUGGUGAGGACUCAUCAAGGUGCACGAUGUGCACUAAAAAGAAUGUAUGUCAACAACGAACACGAUUUGAAGAUCUGCAAACUUGAAAUACAAAUUAUGAGGGACCUGGUGGGUAACAAAAACAUAGUCGGCUUCCUGGACUCCAGCAUAACUGCAGUCGGAGCUGGUGAUGUGUGGGAAGUCCUGAUCUUAAUGGACUUCUGUCGAGGUGGCCAGGUGGUGAACCUAAUGAACCAGCGGCUACAGACGGGCUUCACUGAAGCUGAGGUGUUACAGAUCUUUUGUGACACGUGCGAGGCGGUCGCUCGUCUACAUCAGUGCAAGACUCCAAUCAUCCAUCGAGAUCUCAAGGUGGAAAAUAUUCUUCUUCAUGACCGGGGACACUAUGUGCUCUGUGACUUUGGAAGUGCCACCAACCACUUCCAAAAUCCUCAGACAGAAGGGGUGGCAGUUUUAGAAGAUGAAAUCAAAAAGUAUACUACGCUGUCAUACCGUGCUCCAGAGAUGGUCAACCUCUAUGGGGGAAAUGUCAUCACAACAAAGGCAGACAUUUGGGCCUUGGGUUGUCUUCUCUAUAAGCUGUGCUACUUCACCCUUCCAUUCGGCGAGAGCCAAGUGGCUAUCUGUGAUGGCAGUUUCACCAUCCCAGACAACUCCCGCUACUCACAUGAAAUGCACUGUCUUAUUAGAUACAUGCUGGAACCUGAUCCUGAAAAGAGGCCAGACAUUUACCAAGUAUCCUACUUUGCCUUUAAACUGGCUCGACGAGAGUGCCCCGUCCCAAAUCUACAUAAUUCACCUAUUCCUGCAAAACUUCCUGAGCCUAUCAAAGCGAGUGAAGCUGUGGCCAAAAAGAGUCAAAACAAAGCCAGGCUCACAGACCCAGUUCCUACAACGGAAACCUCAAUUGCACCUCGACAGCGGCCCAAAGCUGGCCAGGCUCAGCCCCAGCCCAUAUCAGGCAUUCUUCCCAUCCAGCCAGCACUCACCCCACGCAAGAGGCCUAGUGUGGCUACUGGGGCACCCCAGGCUAUAGGUGUCGGUAUCAGUGUCCCUCCUCCAGCUUCAGCUGCUGUCCAACCUACUCAACAGGCUCCGUCUGCUAACAUGCAGCCGCAGGCUACAUCUCAGCAUCAGCAGCUGCUUAUUAAGCAGCAGCAGCAGCAGCAGCAAGCUUCUGCCUUCUUAAGUCCACAGAGCACUCAGCAGACGACUGGCAGAGGGAUCCACAAAGUUGGCUCCCUGACACCCCCCUCCUCGCCAAAGACGGCCACCAAGAGUGGCCACAGACGCAUCCUUAGUGAUGUCACCCACAGUGCCGUGUUUGGGGUCCCCGUUAGCAAGUCGACCCAGCUACUUCAGGCAGCCGCAGCUGAAGCCAGCCUCAACAAGUCCAAAUCAGCAAGCACUACUCCUUCUGGGUCCCCCUGCUCGUCCCAACAGAGUGUAUACCAUCCAGGUGACGGGGAAGCCUCCUCAGCACUCACUGUCCCCCACACUCAGCCUGCCUGGAAUCCUUUUGGAGAUGAUAACUUCUCUAAGCUAACAGCAGAGGAGCUUCUUAACAAAGACUUUGCAAAGCUAGCUGAGACUGCUGCAGCUGGAGAGAAAGCUGCGGGAUCCAAUGAAAAUCUCAUUCCCAGCCUCAAUGCCUUUCCAGAGAAGCUGAUUGAGGGACAGAAGUCCCCUGAUACUUCUCUUCUGCUCCCUGACCUCUUAACCCUGACUGACUCCUUCAAUACUGCUGCAGAGAGCACCACAAAUGUAAAGGCAGAGGUGUGUGUGGACUCACUGAUUCCUGGUUUGGAGGCUCCCCAGCCCCAGAGACAUUUGGGCCAGCCAGAGCUCAUUCCUGCCAGUGUGCCAGAUUCUCUCACUGGGGAGGAUUCUCUGCUGGGUUGUGAUCUGUUAUCUCAUACCUGUCAUGGAAACCCAUCUGUUUCUGUUCUCCCUUCUUCUUGCUCCUCUGCUCCUCCUGGCGCUGGAUCCUGCCUGGAGGAGCUGCCAGCUGGUCAGACUGCUUCUGACUCUGCUUUCCUCAUGUCGUGUGGGGAGAAGGGCAAUGACGACGAGUUUGAUCCUAUUCCAGUGCUCAUCUCCAAAAACUCAAAUCAAGAUCUCCAAGGGGAGAGUAAUGGCUACUCUGUGCUUGAGGAGGGACAAGAGACUGAAACUGUAGGAGCAGAUUCUCCACAGAAUGAGGGCUGUGUGCACUCCAGCGAUGAAGACGAAGAAAAAGAAGCACACAAGGACGAGCAAGAGGACGGUGAAGGCAUUGAGAGUCACAUAGCCCCCCAUGACUGCAGCGGUUCUAGACCUCUGCUGCAGGACUCCGAGGAUGAAGAAGACCAAGGGCCUCAGUUAGCUCUCCAUCCAUCUCUGCACUCCGGCACAGCAGCAGCACAAUCAGCUACAACCUUCGAUCAACCUGCUCCAAAUACCUUUGCCCAGAAUCACUUCCAGCAUGUACACGAGGCAGCAAAGGAGAUGGAGGGCGCUGCAGAUAUCUUCUCCAAAGCCCCCUUUCUGAUUGCGCAAGAAGACACAAGUGACGUAUUCGCUAACGCUCCAUUUCCACGCGGUCCCCUCGCGGCUCAGCAGCAGCAGCAGCUCGAUGUUUUCUCUCAGGCUCCAUUUGGAAAAAGAAAGGAGCCCAAAGGAGCACAGCCGAAGACCUCGUACCCCCACGCAGCUGGAGCUCACGCUGUAACCUCUGAUCAAGGAGUCUUAGAACAGGUUGCCCAGCAACCUUUCCGUCCUCAAGCUCUGGCCAAAUACUCCCGACACUUUGAAGGACCUGUGCCCCAGCAGCCAGCAGCAGCUCACAGAGCAGCGUCUAACGCGAGCCAGCAGGCUGCUGUAGCAUCUGUCCCCGCUGGACCUCUACACUCGUGGACCUCAGACGUGAGCGCUGUAGACCCAUUUGUCUCUGCACCCUUUCACCUCAAGGCACCGCAAGAAAAGCCCUGAACGCACACUCACAGGUCAGGGCAGUGGGAAUCCGCGCCUACCGAAAUAUGCAAAGUGUAACAGGCGUACCGCAUGCUGUCACCAGCGCUGCAGCGGGACUGCAGGCCUGCAUGGAUCUCAUUCUUAACCAACUCAAAUAGUGCAAGGUCAUCUUUACUUUGACUAAACUGACAUCAGUCCCACAUUCACAGUUUUGUUUCCUCUGCCUUUCACGUUUUCCUUCUUGUUCACAUUUACACAAUGACUACAUUAUGGUCAAGCAUUUGAUUGUUUUCUCGCCUACCUCAGUUUUUUUUUUUUGUUUUUUUGUUUGGUGUGCGUCUGUGUGUCGGCGCUGAAAUAUCACACACAGCGAGGGAGGUCAUAGACUGUCUGCAGCCGUGGUGGUUAGAUUUCCUGGACAGUUUGAGCUUCAUUGCGAAACUACGAUCUGAAAAUGCCUCAUUCCUUUAUUUUAGUAGUCAGCUUGAAUGACGUGACCGUAACUUCAUAGAACCUUGAAAGACGGGAAGACGCAGCCUAGGAAUAUUUCAUUAAACUAGAAAUGUGCAAAUGCCUUACAGUUAAACAUUUACAGUUACUUUUUGUCUUUUAUGCUUCGAAGUUCAUAAAGGAAAUGCUGGAUGUUGAUGCAAAGUGUAAAUUUAACGUGCGCGUUACGCUUGCGGUCACAAUCAUGUCAUACAAAAACAGUUUGUUCCACAUCAUGUACGAACUAUAAGUAAAUGUUAGUCAUAUAACAUUUAUUAUGGUAAUUCUUAUGUUGUAUAAAUGAAGCCUAUUCCCGUUGUUUGUCCUCACUGUACAAUAUGACAUCUCCAAAGCCUUAACACCCUUGCUGCACCUCAGAACCACAUCAGAACAUCAGCAGCAUUCAUCACGUUUGCCUUCGUGCCCUCCUUAAAUGAAAAUAAAGACACUGCUGCAUUCACAUAAUCUUACUGUACUCGUGUUCAGCACCAAAUACCUGCGUACAAUCAUGUACAACUUCCUCUUGCUGUCUGCUGUACACGCACGCACAAGAUUGUCAUCGAGCACAGGAAUGCGUCUUUGUUGUCGACUUCUGUAUCCUAACUGUGACACAUUUAUGAACAACUGAAGUGAAAACUUUUGACUGCAGCUUCAAAAUAAAUAAAUAAAUAUUACAACUGUCUACGGCACUUAUGCUUCGCAGUUCCAGUCAGGGUAAAUGUAGUGUUGUCCAAGUGAAAUCUUAUAUGGUGUCUGAUUGAUGACAUUCCUAUUGGAUUUUGUUUCCGUUGCCAUUCAGACGUAUUUAAUUGUCUUUGUUCUUUAUAGAAUCAUGGAAGACCUAUUUGGUCCCCAAAAGGGAUCCAGCCUUUCUCAACCCAAAGCUUAAAUUAUGUUUUUCUCCUUUGCAAUGUAAAAUCUUUUAUUUCGAAGUGUUCGGUAUUUUGUUAUAAAUGUUUACUUGUCUCAUCCCAGUUGUAAACAAGACGAUUGCACAUAAUCACUGACAGAGUGUCACGGUUCUUGAAGAAUGUGUUUUGUUUGUAACACAGCUGUAAGUUUGUUUUUGUUUAUUUUGUUUGUUUGUUUGUUUGGGGGGGGUGACCGCUGUUGUGUAGGAAACAUUUGGAGUAACAGUUAAUAAGACUGUUGGACAGGAAAGCACUCAAAAUACUUCUUAUGCUGCACAGCCUGCCUUUGAAAACUGUCAUGAGAUACUAUUAAAUGAAUGUAAAUCAAAA
Molecule: messenger RNA, 5504 nt
Organism: Neolamprologus brichardi
Lineage: Eukaryota; Metazoa; Chordata; Actinopteri; Cichliformes; Cichlidae
Product: AP2-associated protein kinase 1-like
Biological process (GO): protein phosphorylation
Molecular function (GO): protein kinase activity; ATP binding
Source: RefSeq, a predicted model, not a curated record